This is a messenger RNA of Umbelopsis ramanniana AG, 1086 nucleotides long. RefSeq lists its product as uncharacterized. The record is from RefSeq and is a predicted model, not a curated record. The transcript is spliced from 4 exons. The coding region runs from base 14 to 1021 and encodes 335 amino acids. Lineage: Eukaryota; Fungi; Mucoromycota; Umbelopsidomycetes; Umbelopsidales; Umbelopsidaceae.
CUGUGCUUUUGGAAUGCUGGACUCUGACCGCUUUGAUGAGGCUAGUGCAAAUAUUGGCACUUACAUGCUACAAGGAUGGAUCUUGACAGAUGAACAGUGUCCUCAACCGCAAUGCCCAACGCCAUUGUUACGAUCUAAAGACGGAAAGCAAAAGAUUUGUGUAGUUCAUAACUUGCCCGGAAAAUCUGCUCCAAAGGACAACUUUGAACAAAGCGGAUUUAAGCAGGCAACAGCCAACGAACCUUUGGAUAGAUCCAUGGAUGAUACAGCUCACCAGAUUGAUAUCGAAGAAGACGACGAGGCUGAUGAGUUUAUCCGACGAGUGAAUGAGGGUAGUAAACACGAUGGAUCCGUCGCUGUAAAACGUAGAGAACAGUCAAAAUUAGCAUCUGAGCGGAUAGGGCAAAAACUUUUGCAGCAGUGGACGUUGGUCAACGAUAUCUGUCCAAGCGACACUUGCUAUGCUGUUCCCCUUGUUCGAGACCAGCAACAACGUCUCUUUUGCGUCAUAUGCGAGAGGAGCUAUAUGAAUGAAAACACUUAUCUUCAGUCAGUGCGAAAGCGGGAAAUUGAAAGUGAUACUCCUAAAGCAAACGUGGAACAACCUCCUGCUCCCAAGCCAUCCAAGUGCCUCAACUGCACUUGCAAAAGAAGGAAGAUCAGUAUUGAUUCUGCAGUUGAUCUGGCGGAGGCUGAGCACAAUGGCAACACCAUAAUGCAAGACGUCAAUCUACGUGACUUUGAUUACGACCUAGAAGAUCCAAAUUUCCUUUCGAGUCAACUUCAAAUGCUGAAGCCAAAUACACAGAUAGAUGCUCCUCAACCACCUGCUGCUAUCAAUAACGAUGACACAAGCUCGUAUCUUUCAGCAAGAUCUAGUUUACUAGAUGGCUUAAAACAAAAAGUCGAUAAACUAUCACAGGAUGUCAUCUCUAUACACGAUCCUGUAGCCAUGGUCAAGCUAUUUGAGGCUAUCAAAUCUGGAUCAGAGGCGAUAGAAGCAUAUCAAAGAAUAUGUUAGUAUAGCAUUAAUUUCAUGUUUCAUGAUCAUGGUAAUAAAUCUAUUAGAGAAUUUUAUUUCUAGUA